CCACAGGCCACGGACUUUAGAAAAGUUUGCGGAAAGUUUGGCAGGAGUUUGGAGUCGAGUUUCAGCAGCCUGCUGAGUGAGGCCUUGUCAGUCGCAAUAAGGCUCUGGGCUUGGAGUUACCCUUUUUUUUGUUGUCGUUGAGUGGAGCAUUUGACAGUUUCACAGAACCCCUCUGCGGCCGAGACAGGGCAAUGAGCGAGGCGGAGAGUCAGCCCGAGAGAAGUUCUAAUACAACAGAGAAGAAAGUACUCGCCACUAGCGUCCUUGGCACUGUGAAGUGGUUCAAUGUUCGAAAUGGGUACGGAUUCAUCAACAGGAAUGACACGAAAGAAGAUGUCUUUGUUCACCAGACCGCCAUCAAGAAGAACAACCCUCGCAAGUACCUGCGGAGCGUUGGCGACGGAGAAACAGUCGAGUUCGAUGUGGUGGAGGGGGAGAAGGGAGCAGAGGCAGCCAACGUCAGUGGUCCUGGGGGCGUCCCAGUGAAGGGGAGUAGGUAUGCUCCGAACCGUCGCCGAUUCCGGAGAGGGUUCGUCAGACACCGGGGUCCGGUGAACCAGGGCAACCAGCCGGCAGCAGGAGAGGCCGGAGAAGGCUCCAGUGACUGGCAGGAGGACUCAGCAGAGCCAGCUGCUGCCCAGCAGAGGCCCUCCAACCAACGGCGCCGUCUCCCCGCUCCCUACUUCUUCCGAAACAGGUUCCGCCGCCAGCGUAGACCCCAGACUCUGGAGGAUGGGGUGGCAGCAGCGGCCCCCGGAGAGGAGGUGCUGGAGGGCAGAGGGACGACCUCACAGCCUGGGCAGGUUCAGCCCCAGCAGCCUGCUCAGCGGGGUAUGGGAGGAGCUCGUUUCAGGCCACAGUUCCGCAGGCGUCCUUUCCGGCCCCGCCCUCAGCCACAGGAGGCUCAGGCCGAUGAGAACCAGGACCCGAAGACCGAGCAGCAGGUGCCGGAGCGUCGUCGCUACCGCCGGCCGUUCUUCCGCCGCCGGCCAGCUGACCAGAGAUUGCAGUCCACUGACGCUGAGGAACAGAAAGCCCAGCCGACUGAUGCCGGCACAACCCCUGACCCUCCUGCGAAUGGGAUGACGGAAACUGCCCCGACCGCUGUAGCCGAGCCCGUUUCUGCCCCCGUAUCUAUUCCCGUUCCUGCUCCUGCCCCUGUUUCUGCCCCUGCUCCUGCCCCCGUUCCUUCCCCAGUGACCAGCCCGGCCGUCACACCAGGGGAGAGGCAGGUGACCAAAGAACAGCUGCUGAUGUCUGAAGGAGUUGUCCCCAUGGCAACAGCCAGGGAAGCUCCCAUUGUUGCUGCCCCGGUGUCCCUGGAAACUCCACUGAAAGUGGCCCAUCUUGUUGAGGAGCUGCCAGUCAUGAUCCCCACCGGCCAGCUGGGGAAAGAAGAGACUGAUAUCGGAAGUGAACACUAGGUUUAUAAUGGAAAUCUCUUUGCUGAUUGCACAUGAAGGUCUCGGACUUGUGGAGCAAAGGUCGAAAGAAGUAUAACAAUCCCCUUUGUAUUGUAUGACCGUUAAGCUUAAUGUAAUGAAAGAGGAAUUCUGUUUGAAGACGGCAAGCUCUUGGACUAUUCUGAAAUCUUUUUAUUUUUUAUCUUUCCCCGAGUGGGGUCUGAGAAUUUUUUUGCCACCGUCCUUCCCUGCCCUCCCCCAUAAGUGUUGUAUAUUUAUGCGCCGCACUUAGCCUCGUGCGUUGAUGCAGUGCACUGUUUACAUGUCUUCCUGCUUUUAGUUUUACCAAAGUGCCGAUGUUUUUUUUUUGGGAUCAUGUGCAAUAAUAAUAAAAAAAGGCUUCCUGAGAACAACCAGCAGUCUCCCCGU
Molecule: messenger RNA, 1832 nt
Organism: Hypanus sabinus (Atlantic stingray)
Lineage: Eukaryota; Metazoa; Chordata; Chondrichthyes; Myliobatiformes; Dasyatidae
Product: Y-box-binding protein 2-A-like
Exons: 11
Coding region: 192-1424 (410 amino acids)
Biological process (GO): regulation of gene expression
Cellular component (GO): nucleus
Molecular function (GO): nucleic acid binding
Source: RefSeq, a predicted model, not a curated record